This is a messenger RNA of Penicillium waksmanii, 4509 nucleotides long. Its product is annotated as putative ABC transporter. The record is from RefSeq and is a predicted model, not a curated record. Gene Ontology annotation, molecular function: ATP hydrolysis activity; ABC-type transporter activity; ATP binding. NCBI's taxonomy places the organism in Eukaryota, Fungi, Ascomycota, Eurotiomycetes, Eurotiales, Aspergillaceae. Gene Ontology annotation, biological process: transmembrane transport. The transcript has 14 exons. The coding region runs from base 1 to 4509 and encodes 1502 amino acids. Gene Ontology annotation, cellular component: membrane.
AUGACGCGGAACGAGUCUGCAGAAAGUCUUAGCCCCCUGAAGGAGCAGGGAAAUAAUGUUUCCAGUGAGGCAUCAUCCGGGACCGCCAGGGCUUCUCCCAAGUUAGACCGACCAGAGAGUUUCGUACCGAUUCAAAGCGGCAGCUCGGGAACUUCAGCGCGAAAUACCCAAGGUCCACAACUAGAUGAGACAUACAUCGCACGUACUCUGUCUCAUCGGAAGAGCCACGCUUCUGGCCAUGAAGGCGCCGAAUGGGAGCAGAUCGAACGUUUGAUCUCACGGAUGUUCGGACAUGAACGCAAGGCCAAUUCCGAAGAAGAGAAAACAAGACACGUCGGAGUGGUAUGGAAAAAUCUCACAGUGAAAGGGUUGGGCCUUGGGGCUGCACUUCAACCGACCACCGGCGACAUCUUUCUUGGCAUUCCGCGGUUCAUCAAAGGUUUCUUAACACGAGGCACAAAGGGUGCUGGAGGGGGAAAGAAGGAUAUAAGAACAAUUCUGAAUGACUUCACGCUCCCCAUCUUUCUGAUUCAAAACCUGGCAGUUCUAUAUAACCCGGAGGACGAUCUGCACCACGCCACGUUGACCGUACGGGACACUCUCCUCUUUGCGUUGAAAACACGGACUCCAGAUCAACCAUCUAGAAUCCCUGGCGAAACUCAAAAGGAGUACCAGGAGACAUUCCUAUCAGCGAUCGCCAAACUAUUCUGGAUUGAGCACGCACUGGGGACUCGUGUGGGCAAUCAGCUUAUUCGCGGGGUAUCUGGAGGAGAGAAGAAACGAGUGUCUAUAGGAGAAGCCAUGGUUACAAAGGCUAGCACUCAGUGUUGGGACAACUCGACGCGGGGCUUGGAUGCCAGCACAGCAUUAGAAUACGUCCAGAGCCUGAGAAGCUUAACCAAUACGGCACAAGUCUCGACCCUGGUAGCUCUUUAUCAAGCAUCUGAAAAUUUAUUCAAUCUUUUCGACAAAGUUAUACUCAUCGAAGACGGAAAAUGUGCCUUUUUCGGGCGCUCAGAGGAUGCGAAAUCCUAUUUUGGUAAUUUAGGAUUCGAGUGCCCACCCCGAUGGACAACCCCCGACUUUUUAACCUCUGUCAGUGAUCCGAAUGCAAGGCGCAUCAAGCCUGGAUGGGAGAACAGAAUUCCUCGCACCGCAGAUGAGUUCCAAGCAGCCUAUCGUGAGAGUGAGACCUUCAAAGCUAUACAAGCCGACAUUGAAGACUUUGAAAAUGAGUUGCAAGACAUCAAAGAUGAGAGAGAAGCUGCUAGAGCACAAGUGACAACUAAGAAUUAUACUGUUCCGUUUUGGAAACAGGUCAUGAUUCUCACACAUCGACAGUUUUUGGUCAUGUUUGGGGACAGGGCUGCCCUGAUAGGAAAGUGGGGGAUCAUCAUCUUUCAAUCUCUUAUCAUCGGAAGCUUGUUUUACAAUCUACCGGAUUCUAGCUCUGGCGUCUUCACACGAGGAGGUGUGAUGUUUUUCAUACUGUUGUUUAACUCUCUUCUUGCCUUGGCAGAAAUCACAUCUGCAUUCGAGAGUCGACCCAUAAUGAUGAAACACAAGAGUUUCUCCUUCUAUCGCCCAGCAGCAUAUGCCUUAGCACAGGUUGUGGUGGACGUCCCCUUGGUUUUUAUCCAAGUACUCCUGUUCAACCUAGUUGUAUACUUCAUGGCAAACCUUUCUCGGACAGCAUCGCAAUUCUUCAUCAGCCUGUUGAUUAUUUUCAUUUUGACAAUGACGAUGUACUCUUUCUUUCGUGCACUUGGGGCAUUGUGUGCUUCACUUGAUAUUGCUACUCGCAUCACGGGGGUCGCGAUUCAAGCAUUGAUCGUAUAUACGGGCUAUUUGAUUCCACCGUGGAAGAUGCAUCCUGCAAGUUCACUCUAUCCACUAUUCCAAGUGAUGUCUUACUCUAACCACAAGACUUUCCAGUGGCUGAAGUGGCUUAUUUGGAUAAACCCAGUUCAAUACGCCUUCGAAGCAUUGAUGGCAAACGAGUUUACCGGCCUUGAUAUUAGAUGCGAGCCACCAUAUAUUGUCCCUGAUGGUCCUAAUACGUCUCCAUCCCACCAGAGUUGCGCCAUACAAGGCAGCUCACCCGAUAGUCUGAUCGUCAAUGGAUCGGAAUAUAUCCAGAACGCCUACACAUAUACCCGGGCUCAUCUUUGGCGUAACUUUGGUAUAAUUAUAGCCUGGUUUCUGUUUUUUGUUUCUCUAACAAUGCUUGGAACUGAGAUUCAAAAGCCGAACAAAGGUGGAAGCUCCGUUACUGUUUUCAAAAGAGGUGAAAUUCCCAAGUCCGUCAAAGACGCGAUUGAACAUAAGCGACCACCUGGAGAUGAAGAAUCCGUUGAGAAAACACCUUCAGAUCCUAGUCUUACGAGUGAUGAAGCAGAAAACAAGGUUCAGGAUAUCGCCAAGAACACAUCAAUAUUUACCUGGCAGAAUGUGAAUUAUACUAUCCCGUACAAAGGAGGAAAGCGAAAGUUACUACAAGGUGUCCAUGGUUAUGUAAAGCCGGGGAGGCUCACUGCAUUAAUGGGCGCCUCUGGCGCAGGAAAAACCACACUUCUCAACGCUCUGGCCCAGCGGAUUAGUUUUGGUGUUGUGACUGGUAGCUUCCUGGUCGAUGGAAAGUCUCUUCCCAAGAGUUUCCAAAGAGCAACAGGGUUCGCGGAGCAAAUGGAUAUCCAUGAGCCAACAGCCACUGUUCGUGAGUCGUUGCGAUUUUCAGCUCUAUUGCGACAGCCCAAAGAAAUUCCACUCCAGGAGAAAUAUGAUUACUGUGAGAAAGUGAUCGACUUGCUGGAAAUGCGCUCCAUCUCUGGGGCCAUAAUUGGAUCCACGGGCUCAGGACUGAAUCAAGAGCAAAGAAAAAGGCUCACAAUUGCGGUAGAGCUCGCCAGUAAGCCAGAACUCCUGCUUUUCUUGGACGAGCCGACAUCGGGACUCGACUCUUUAGCCGCCUUCAACAUUGUCCGAUUUCUACGAAGACUGGCGGAUGCAGGUCAGGCUGUCCUCUGCACAAUUCAUCAACCAUCUGCUGUUCUCUUUGAACAAUUUGAUGAGCUUCUUCUCUUGCAAAGUGGGGGACGGGUUGUCUAUAAUGGAGCCCUCGGAUCCGACUCGAGAACACUCAUUGACUAUUUCGAGCGUAAUGGAGGCAAAAAAUGCUCACCGAUCGCGAAUCCCGCUGAGUAUAUGCUCGAAGUCAUUGGCGCCGGAAACCCAGACUAUAAAGGACAGGAUUGGGGUGAUGUGUGGGCCAACUCGCCUGAAUCUAAGCAACUAUCAGACGAUCUGGAAAAAGUGAUCACUUCUCGUCGAAGCAUGCAAGACGAUGGGAAAACCAGAGAUGACCGAGAAUACGCCAUGCCUCUCUAUGUUCAGAUAGUGGCCGUAACCAAACGUGCCUUUGUGGCUUACUGGAGACUUCCAGAUUAUAUCAUGGGGAAGGUAAUGCUGCAUAUAUUCACUGGCCUCUUCAACACUUUCACUUUCUGGCAUCUAGGCAACAGCUACAUCGAUAUGCAGUCUCGACUCUUUUCCAUUUUCAUGACACUCACAAUCUCCCCUCCCCUUGUACAGCAACUUCAACCGCAAUAUUUGCAUUUUCGAGGUCUUUACGAAUCACGGGAGUCAAAUUCUAAAAUCUAUUCUUGGGUCGCAUUUGUCAUGAGCACGAUUUUGCCCGAGUUGCCGUACUCGAUCGUGGCUGGUUCCAUUUAUUUUAAUUGCUGGUAUUGGGGUACUUGGUUUCCGCGUGACUCUUUCAGCUCCGGGUAUACAUGGAUGCUCCUCAUGCUCUUCGAAUGCUAUUACGUCGGCUUUGGUCAAUUUAUAGCAGCCUUUGCACCAAAUGAGCUAUUUGCAUCGCUACUCGUUCCGUCAUUCUUUACGUUUGUCGUAUCUUUCUGUGGUGUCAUCGUGCCCUAUGUUGCCAUACCCCAUUUCUGGCAGUCGUGGAUGUACUGGCUCACUCCAUUUCACUAUCUCCUCGAAGGAUUUCUCGGGGUCAUCGCUCACAACGUCCCUGUUUCUUGCGUUGAGCGCGAAGAAGCGCGGUUCAGCCCACCGCCUGGCCAGACUUGCGAGCAGUAUGCAGGAUCAUUUGCAAAGCAGUCUGGCGGGUAUGUCCAGGAUGCCAGCAAUGGACUCUGUUCAUUUUGUCAGUAUUCCACAGGUGAUCAAUUUGUAAGUUUCCCGGUGGACUUGAUGUCUUUAAAACCAAGGCUUGCCUGCGAUUUUUUCAGCGGUAUAUUGAUAUGUGAGGGAUCUAGACGGCCAGUUUCAAUGUUUUCUAUUCGCAUAAAUGGAGAAACUACUCACGUUGCAUCCGCGGCUAUAGAAGUCGCUAGUCUCGUCUUCGUGGGGGCGCUUCAGCUCUCCGCGUCAAAGCUUGGCGACCUCACCCGAUCUUCCCUCGUCACUUUCACCUACGUCCCUUCAGCUCUCACCAGCGCAGAAUAUCAUUACAUGAAGUCGACCCGUGUGAUGCUUGAUUAA